Orycteropus afer afer is the source of this 846-nucleotide messenger RNA. RefSeq names its product cell surface glycoprotein CD200 receptor 1-like. Gene Ontology annotation, cellular component: external side of plasma membrane. Gene Ontology annotation, molecular function: signaling receptor activity. The record is from RefSeq and is a predicted model, not a curated record. Gene Ontology annotation, biological process: regulation of neuroinflammatory response. Lineage: Eukaryota; Metazoa; Chordata; Mammalia; Tubulidentata; Orycteropodidae.
AUGUGUCCACCACAGACAGGAUGCAAAGCAUUUCCAUCACUCUUAAAUAUUGUUCAUGAGUCUUUGCAGGCCGUCCCUACCUUUAUCCGUCUGCACACAACUACUGAUCUGCAUUUUGUCACCAUAGACUCAUUUGCAUUUUUUGUAAAUGUAGAUAUUCUUUUGAGUCUGUCUUGUUUCACUCAACAAAACGGUUUUGAUGUUCAUGAAUGUUAUGUGUUCCCUUUUAUUGCCAAAAAGUAUUCCAUUGAAUGGGUAUUUCACCUGUUGAUAGUGAAGACUUCACUGACUGUACUGGUGAAUACAAAGGCUGUGCUCUCCUGCCCUCCUGUCCCACUGACACCUGAGUUUGUAGCAACAUGGAAAAUAAUCUUCAGAGACAACACUUCCUGCACCAAAGCCUACAGGAGAGAUAAAAAUGAGACUUUGGAAGCUAAUUGUACUAAUAAAGGAAUAACCUGGGCCACCAGACCUGACCAGAGUCCUGCCCUUCAGAUUGAUCCAGUGGCCAUCACUCAUGAUGGGUCUUACAUGUGUGAAAUAGUAACAGCUAAUGGGAAUUUCCAUCAUGCCUAUCAUGUCCAAGUGUUAGUGCCCCCCGAGGUGACCGUGUUUCUAACUGAGAAUAGAACUGUGGUGUGCAAGGCAGUUGCAGGGAAGCCGGCUGCACAGAUCUCCUGGAACCCAGAGGGGGACUGUAUCACUGAGCAAGAAAAUCAGGGCAACGGUGCAGUGUCUGUGAGGAGUGCGUGCCACUGGGAGGAUGGCAUCAUGUCUGCUGUGACCUGCUCUGUCUCCCACUUGACUAGAAACGAGAGUCUGAGCAUACAACUACAUCCAGGUUAG